GAGAACUACACGAAGUGCUGAAAAAAUUUCGGAACUAGAAGAAGGGAAGAGUUCUUCUCAAAUUUUAUAAACUACUAGAGAAGGAAAACCCUAACCCACUCCAAACCCCACGAUUCAGCAAUGGCGAAGAACAAAAACAAGAAGAAGAAAAAUGGAUCUGGUCUAAUGGAUAUGGACGUCAAAUCAGAUGAUCAUAAGGUCAUGGAUAUUCCUCAAGCUAUGGAUACGUUGGAGACCGUAGCUUCCAGUGCUUUUGCCGGUGGACCGCUCAGGAAGAAGAAAAUGGGAAAACAAAUGAAAAGAUCAAAAAAUGUGCGGAAGAUGAAGGCAAUUGCAAAAGCUAUAUCCCUAAAUGACAAGUCGGAUGAGAAAAUUUCGAAAAAUGAGAGCAAGACAUUAAGAACUAAAUUUGCUAAGAAGCUAUACGAGUAGAAUUUCACUCUGAAUCUAGUUUAAUGUGUGCGUAUCUGAUAUACAGCAUAGUUGCGGAAUGUUACUCUUAACUUCCUAGUUAAGUAAUUUGGUUCAUCUUUUAGUCCUUAUCUUGUGCUUUGCAAUUGAUCUGUGCUUAACGACUGACUGCAAAUGUAGGGUAGUAAAGUUAGGAGCCAUUUGGUUGGACUUUUGCUUAUUGUAGAAGAGCUUUCCAAUGACAAUGGCAAUGUAAGCAGUAACAGGGACUACAUGCAGUAAAAUCCAGAUAUGAAAAGACUUAGGCGCUGCUGUGUUAGCGUUAGUCGGCACCCUGUGAAGACUUUCCGCACUCUUUAUGUACGUCUAUAUAUUGACAUUUAGCCCUUGUUUGGUGCAGUUAAAAUUCAAAUAUUAGUAAA
This is a messenger RNA of Olea europaea var. sylvestris, 833 nucleotides long. RefSeq lists its product as uncharacterized. The transcript has 3 exons. NCBI's taxonomy places the organism in Eukaryota, Viridiplantae, Streptophyta, Magnoliopsida, Lamiales, Oleaceae. The record is from RefSeq and is a predicted model, not a curated record. The coding region runs from base 121 to 432 and encodes 103 amino acids.